Wyeomyia smithii (pitcher-plant mosquito) is the source of this 956-nucleotide messenger RNA. RefSeq names its product trypsin-1-like. Bases 75 to 896 code for a protein of 273 amino acids. The record is from RefSeq and is a predicted model, not a curated record. NCBI's taxonomy places the organism in Eukaryota, Metazoa, Arthropoda, Insecta, Diptera, Culicidae. Gene Ontology annotation, molecular function: serine-type endopeptidase activity. The transcript is spliced from 2 exons. Gene Ontology annotation, biological process: proteolysis.
CUGAGAUACGAUUUGUAAAACAAUAUAUAAACUCUAAAGCCUUCAAUUGCUCCAUCGUUAGUGUUUCUCCAAUCAUGAAACUGGUGGGAUUGUUUGUGGUUUGUUUGGUGGCUGCCGUCACGGCUGCUCCUGGACGCGAUUACAUCGAACUUGCGCGUGGCGGUCGCGUCGUCGGAGGCACCAAUGCGGAACCCAACGAAUUCCCAAGCAUUCUCUCCAUGCAGCGGUUGAUCCUGACAGCGUCAGCUCACAUCUGCGGAGCCUCCAUCAUCAACCCGGGCUGGGCGAUGACUGCUGCCCACUGUAUUACGGAGUCACCUGCUGGAGCCCGAUUCACUGUCUGGGCCGGAGCCCAUAACAUCGGUAUAGCGGAAGGAAACCGACAGGUUGUGAACGUCGCUGAUUCGAUUGUCCAUCCGGAUUAUCUGGGAGGAGUUAACCCAUCUGACAUCGCCGUUUUACGCCUGGAAAGCACUCUAACUAUCAACCAGUUCGUUCAACCUUCGGUGCUUCCCGCACAAGGGGAUUUGGCCACUCCCGGACCGGCAACUCUGGCAGGAUGGGGUAGUACAUCUACGAGUAUUAUUCCCAGUAUGCCGGUAAUCCUCCAGAAGGUCGAGAAACCGAUCAUUGAUUACGACACUUGUGAGGAGGCAAACGGUGGAGCAGGAAAUUCACCACUCGGACCAACCAACGUUUGCACGGGACCACUAACCGGUGGAGUUUCCGCUUGCUCGGGUGACUCCGGUGGUCCACUGUACGUGAUCGAGAAUGGUGUCCAGACCCAGGUCGGUAUCGUUUCCUGGGGAUGGAUGCCGUGCGGUUCCGUCGGUCGCCCCUCCGUUUAUGUUGGCGUUGCGAGCUAUCGCUCCUGGGUAGACGCACAGCUGAGCUAGAGAGAGCUUGUGUACGAUUCGGAACAAUAAAUGGAAAACUGUUUUGAAGUUUGAUUCUUA